AUGCAUUUUAAUUUAAUAUUUAUCUAUUUUGCACAUAUUAAAAUUGUUCAUUCAAUUUUAAAUAUACCGGUUGGAUCAAUGUUUUAUGGAUCUGAACGGUUACUUUAUACACGAAUCAAUCCAUUAGCACGUCAAUAUAUUUUUGAUAAACUUGAACGACGUUUUCAAUAUAAUAUAACUGAAAUUUUUAAUACACUAGAUUUUGAUGAUUCCAAUAUUGAUACAUGGUCAACAUUAUGUAGUCAAUUAUCAAAUGGAAUCAUGUCAAUAAUCGGUCAUAUAAAUGUUGAUGAUUUCGAUUGGAUAUCUGAUUUUUGUUCAACAUAUCAAGUACCAUUUUUAAGUUUAACGAAUAAUUAUAAUGAUUUAAAAAAUAAUUUUUCUAUAUCAUUAAUGCCUGACAUCAUACCAGCAUUAACUUCUGUAUUACGUCGUUAUCAAAUAACUGAACUUGUUUAUUUAUAUGAUCAUACAUGUGGUGCUCAUCGUCUUAAACAACUUAUGCAAGUUCAAGUAUCAAAUUCAACACAAUAUUUAAAUAUCCUAAGUCGAUUUUUAGAUGAUCCAGAUGAUGCAUAUGAUCUAUUACAAAAUAUUGAGAUAAUAACAAAUACACCAACACAUUUUUAUUCAUUUGAUACAUAUCGUAUAAUAAUGGAUAAAAUCAAACAUCGUGGUAUGACAACAUCAGAUUAUCAUUAUAUUUUACUUUCAUUAAAUGCAAAAAAUCUUGAUAUGACAUAUUUUCGUUAUGGUGGUGUUAAUGUAACUUAUUUUUCUUUACCAACAAAUUUUGAUAAUCAAACAAAUGAAAAUUAUAUUCGUUUAUUAAAACAAGAUAAUCUUUUUCUAGUGGAAUCAUUAUUAUUAGCUGAUGCAUGGGAAACAUUAUUGCGUACGAUAAAUCGUAUGUUAAUUGCAUCGGAUAAUAUUCGAGAAAAAUUAAAAGUAUUUCGACAAGGAAAAUUUUAUAAUGAUUUAACACCGGGAAUUAAUUGUCGUAAUAGAUUUAUUCAACCAUGGACAUCAGGAAAUAUUUAUUUGAAUUAUUUAAUUAAUACGAGUUUUGAUGGUUUAUCAGGACAUGUACAAUUUUCGAAUAUAACUGGACAAAGAAUAAAUUAUACAUUAGAUAUUUAUCGAGUGACAGGAAAUGAAUUACCAAAACGUAUUGGAUUUUUUCAAGCACCAAAUACACUUCAGGUUUCUGAUAAUUCAUCCUAUCGUUCUCGUAUGUUAUAUGAUAAUCGAACACGUUUAAUUGUAACAAUAUUCGAUGAACCAUUUAUGAUGUUAAAAAAAGAUCGUAAUGAUACAAUAACAGAAAAAAGUAUUGCACCUGGUACUAUACUUGAUCCAUCACGUGUUGAAGGUUUUUGUGUUGAUUUAGCUGAAGCAAUAUGUCAUGAUAAAUUACAAAUUCCAUAUAAAUUUCUUAUUGAAACAAAAUAUGGAAAUGAAGUUGAAAAAGGUGUUUGGGAUGGAAUGGUUGGAGCAUUACUUAAUCGUGAUGCUGAUUUAUCUAUAGCAUCAUUAACGAUAAAUGGUGCACGAGAAAAAGUUGUUGAUUUUUCUAAACCAUUUAUUGAAUUAGGUAUAUCAAUAAUGAUAAGUAAACCUGAAAAACAAAAGCCAGGUGUUUUCUCAUUUAUGGAUCCAUUAUCAAAAGAAAUUUGGAUAUGUGUGAUUAUUUCUUAUUUACUUGUUAGUAUUAUUUUAUUUCUUGUUAGCCGAUUUUCAUCAUAUGAAUGGUAUUUUGAAAAUGAAUCGGAUGUUCAACCGCGAAAUAAAUUUUCUAUACAAAAUUCUUUAUUUUUUUCAUUCGCGGCUUUUAUGCAUCAAGGUGUUGAUCUUUUACCACGAUCGAUAUCAGGUCGAGUUGUAACAAGUGCAUGGUGGUUUUUUAGUUUAAUUCUUGUUUCAUCCUAUACAGCUAAUCUUGCUGCUUUUUUAACUGUUGAAAAAUUAGUUACACCAAUUGAAACUGUUGAAGAUCUUGCUAAACAAACAGAAAUUCGUUAUGGUACAUUAAAAGGUGGUUCAACAAUGUCAUUUUUUAAUAAAUCAACAAUAACAACAUUUAAACGUAUGUGGGAAUUUAUGCAACAACAUAAAGAUGAUGUAUUUGUCGCAUCAAAUCGUGAAGGUAUUGAAAAAGUUCGAAAAUCAAAAGGUAAAUUUGCUUUUCUUCUUGAAUCAACAUUAAAUGAAUAUGUUAAUGAACGUUUACAAUGUGAUACAAUGCGUAUUGGUGAAAAUAUUGAUGCAAAAGGUUAUGGAAUAGGUACACCACUUGGUUCUGAUCUUCGUGAAGCUAUAAAUAUAGCUGUAUUAGAAUUAACUGAAAAUGGUUUUCUUGAACGUUUAAAACAAAAAUGGUAUUAUGAAAGAAGUGAAUGUACAAAUUCGGGUUCAAAAGAUUCCAAACAAAGUCGACCACUUAAUUUAGCUAAUGUUGCUGGAAUGUUUUAUGUAUUAAUAAUUGGUCUUGGAAGUGCAAUGGUUAUUGCAUUUUUAGAAUUUUUAUUUAAAGCGAAAAUUGAUUCACUUCGUUUACAUGAAAAUAUCCGAGAAGUUAUGCGAAGAAAUUUAAGAAUAUCAAUAACUGGUAUUGAUUUUGAUGAGAAACUAAAUAGUAUUGAUUAUUGGCCAUUACAACAACAACAACAACAGCAACCACAACAAAUACGUCAAUUACCACAAUCACAAAAUAUAGAACGUACUGAACGAAAAUCGCCAUUUUCAAAUACACUUGAUAUACCGAAAACCGAUGACAAAGAUUUAUUUUUUCGAGGACCUAAAUUUGAUAAUUCUUCUCAUGUAUGA
Messenger RNA from Adineta steineri, 2826 nucleotides. Lineage: Eukaryota; Metazoa; Rotifera; Eurotatoria; Adinetida; Adinetidae. The record is from the annotation of a GenBank genome assembly.